AUGUUUGAUCGCCUAAGUUUGUUUGAUGAUGGGAAUCUGUUAACCGAGUUCCAAGUUAAGCCGACUUGGAUUGAUCAGAUUCGGGAUAAACAGUUGGGGGAUGAUUCUUUCGUUCUACGAUUCCGUCUGGUGAAGGAUGGUAGUACUUCAGAUUUUUGGGUAUCUUCGUCGGAGAAGGUUCUACGGCUUGGACGUAACGACAAGUUGAGCUAUAUGUUCAUUGGGUUGUAUCGGAUUCUGAAACGUAUGGGAUCGGUUGCUUGUCAGAUAGAGCUACCUCUAGAGUUAGACUUUAUUCAUGAUGUGUUUCACGUCUCCAUGUUGAGGAAGUAUCGGUCUAAUCCAUCUCAUGUUGUUUCUGUUGAAGAGAUUGAGGUUAGACUAGAUUUGACUUUUGAGGAGGAGCAGGUUCAGAUUCUGGAUCGAGACAUUAAACUUUUAAGGAGUAAAUCUAUUCGGCUAGUGAAGGUGUUGUGGCAGAAUCAUGACACUAAGAAAGCCACGUGGGAACUUGAAGACUCAUUCCGUCAACAGUAUUCGCAUCUUGGCUAA
Gossypium raimondii (Peruvian cotton) is the source of this 552-nucleotide messenger RNA. RefSeq lists its product as uncharacterized. NCBI's taxonomy places the organism in Eukaryota, Viridiplantae, Streptophyta, Magnoliopsida, Malvales, Malvaceae. Bases 1 to 552 code for a protein of 183 amino acids. The record is from RefSeq and is a predicted model, not a curated record. The transcript has 3 exons.